Molecule: messenger RNA, 4586 nt
Organism: Gadus chalcogrammus (walleye pollock)
Lineage: Eukaryota; Metazoa; Chordata; Actinopteri; Gadiformes; Gadidae
Product: aquaporin-4-like
Exons: 5
Coding region: 169-1179 (336 amino acids)
Biological process (GO): transmembrane transport
Cellular component (GO): plasma membrane; basolateral plasma membrane
Molecular function (GO): water channel activity
Source: RefSeq, a predicted model, not a curated record
CAGCCAGACGUGAUCCAGAGACGCUAUCUGCUAAACGCAUUCUUCUGACAGACUGCGCCUGUGAACUGCUUGCCUGUGUAAGUAACCGUACACUUGCGAUUUGUAGGCUGUUGCUUGUAAUUAAAGGGGGGUUUGCUGUUUGUUAAGUGCAUACAAUAAUUACACCUCAUGAAAGAAGAAAAAUCGCAUGUAAGUGGAACAGCGGGAAGGAGGUCGAGCUUCUGGAGCAGGAUUCUCGUGUCGCGGUGUAACUGUCGACCCAUCAUGGUCGCGUUCAAGGGGAUCUGGACCAAGGACUUCUGGAGGGCCGUGUCGGGGGAAUUCCUGGCCACGCUCAUCUUCGUCCUGCUUGGCCUGGGAUCGACCAUCAACUGGGGCGCGGCCGAGCACGGCACCCCCUCCCCCCCCGCCGACCUGGUGCUCAUCUCGCUGUGCUUCGGCCUGAGCAUCGCCACCAUGGCCCAGUGCUUCGGCCACAUCAGCGGCGGCCACAUCAACCCGGCGGUGACGGCCGCCAUGCUGGUCACCCGCAAGAUCAGCCUGGCCAAGGCCGUCUUCUACGUGCUGGCCCAGUGCCUCGGGGCGGUGGUGGGCGCGGCGGUCCUCUCCCUCGUCACCCCGUCGGCGGUCAGCGGGGGCCUGGGUGUGACGAUGGUCAACCCCAAGAUCUCCGUGGGCCACGCCCUGGUCGUGGAGCUCCUCAUCACCUUUCAGUUGGUGUUCACCAUCUUCGCCACCUGCGACCCCAAACGCACCGACCUGGGCGGGUCGGCCUCCCUGUCCAUAGGCCUGGCCGUGGUCAUCGGUCACUUGUUCGCCAUCCCUUACACCGGAGCCAGCAUGAACCCGGCGCGCUCCCUCGGGCCCGCGCUAGUGACUCUGAACUUCAGCGACCACUGGGUGUACUGGAUCGGACCGGUCCUGGGCGCCAUCCUGGCCGCCGGCUUGUACGAGUACCUGUACUGCCCCGACCCGGAGGUGAAGCAGCAGCGGCCGCUGCAGCAGUCCUUCCACAAGGACCCGUCGGGGAUCUACAGGGAGGUGGGGGUGGGAGGCGGAGCCUACGAGGGCGACCAGUCCCCCAGGCUGACGGUGAAGCCCAGCUCCUCGGAGCAGACGGCGGAGGAGGAGAAGAAGGGUUUUGUGGAGCUGCCCGUCGAAGCUAUGUCUUCCGUAUGACUAGCGGUGGAGAAGGAGACCAACCUCUGAACACUGAAGGAACCCAAUGGGGCCUUAGUAUCACCUCCGGCAGCCAUCUUGGUUCCAAACCCGCCAAACGUGCUUGGAACCAAGAUGGCUGCAGUCACUCAAAACAAGGAGAACCUUAAGUGCUUUGGAAGGAGAAGGAACGAUUAUGGUUCAAAUGUGAGGAUAUGUAGAGGCUAUGGAGUUGUAAAGCAUUACCAAUGUAUUAUGUUUUGGGUUGGAAAAAAAAACUAAAAAACUUGACAGCUAAUUUCAUGUAAACCUGUUCUUCAAUCUGACUGUUAAACUUGUAAUCGACCUUGUUCUUAAUCCCCCAUUCCUCAGGUUUAAAACACCCCAGAAAAAUAACAGUUUAACACAACUCUGACCGUGUGAUGAGAUAUCAGGGAACUAUGCACCAGGGCAACCAAUGAGCUGGCGUCAUAAUGGCGAGUAUGAAUUGAGAUGAUGAAAAUCCCCCCUUGUUAUUUUUGGAUUACUGUCACUUAAGGUGUGGAUAACUAAUCAUUUAUAACUGUUAUACCAUAGCUGAUAUUUUAGACAGUACAGGCACCUGCACAUAUUUGUUUAAUGCAUAUUAGAUUUCACAUUUCAAUCUAAAUGUUUUUAUAGUAUAGCCUAAUACGUAUUUAUCUAUUGAUUGUUGUUAAUCUGCAUUGCACAGUGUGACUGGUAAAUUAUUGUUAUAGAUUGAAUAUGAGCAUACCUGGCUGUGUGUGUGUGUGUGUGUGUGUGUGUGUGUGUGUGUGUGUGUGUGUGUGUGUGUGUGUGUGUGUGUGUGUGUGUGUGUGUGUGUGUGUGUGUGUGUGUGUGUGUGUGUGUGUGUGUGUGUUUGAAACCCAGUCUCACAUCAAAAUAUGUAAGCUAUGUUGGUCCACAGCGGAAAAUAUAUUAGUUUCACAAUACCGUGUCUGAAAUUGUGAGAUGCCUACGUUUAUUUGGCCUAAUAUUUUCUAUAAGAAUUGUCUACUUCCCGUGACUACCAAGGCGCUGUCUGCAAAAUCAUUCAAAUUGGUUUUAAUAACAUUCCUGGCAAGAAAUUUGCUUUUUAUUUUCAUAAUCUUUGUUCAGUUUAAGCAGGCAUAUUCAUUUAUCUUUUAAUGAAUAAAUGACUCACUGGGUUUGUGUAAAUUACACUUGACAGCGAACUGGUAAACUCAUUGUGCACAAUGUACCAUAUGUUCUUGUGAUAGCGACAUUCUUUCUCGUUAUAUUGAUUUACAUUUCUCUGUAAAGAGAUCUUUCUUUGACCAUUGAUCACUUCUAAAAUGUAUCUUGUAUCAUUGUGAGGGUAUGCCAAUAUAUAUUCUCGCCCAUCCCACCUUGAAUUUAAUAUACCAUCUAAUAGAUACAUUUUUGUUACUAUGAUCAAAUUAUGAACAAAUUGUAUGCAUAAAAUGUACCUUUUGAAUGGACUUUUUCACGAAACACGUUAGCUUACAGUAGGGUGGCGUUGAGAGAUAGAAAGAUGAAGAAGGAUGAGAAAUGGAUCAUUCCUGUGGUACUAUAAAAUGCAAUUAUAAUCAACGUUUUUAUUGGAAGAAAACCAAACAGUUACAUAAGAACACAACUUAGCUCAACGCAAACGCAUAGACAAUGAUGAAAUCUGAAAUGUGGUUUCAGUGGUAGCAGCGUUCACAUAAAUCUUGAAUAUAUAAUAUUAAAAGUUCAUCCAAAAUUCAAACUAUCUUAAUAUCGCCUUCUCCAAUGAAUAAAAUGGAGGCCGUGCGUGUUUUGUUGACUGAUGACAGCGUCCAUAUAAACCACAAGAGCAAACGAUACAAAACAUGAAGUUAUUCCAUCAAUUUUCUGGCGAGGCCUGAAAGAAUCUUCUAAACAACUUAACAUUCUAUUCAAUCACCGAACAAGGAUAAUGAAAAAAUGUAGACAUUUUAUCAAACCCAUUUGAAUGAGGAAUCUAUUUUGAAAUAUUGCAUUCUCCAUUAAUGGUCAAAUGAAUGCCAUCUUGUUGGUUUGUGCAGACAGAACCUUGAAAGUCAUGCGACGUUUUACGCAGUCCUAUAGUUUGUGUGUGUGUGUGUGUGCAUGUGCGUGUUUGUGUGUGUGUGUGUGUGUGUGUUUGUGUGUGUGUGUGUGUGUGUGUGUGUGUGUGUGUGUGUGUGUGUGUGUGUGUGUGUGUGUGUGUGUGUGUGUGUUUGUGUGUGAGUGGGCAUGUGCAUGAGUGUGUGCGUAUACAGGCCUAUACAGUGAAUACAUAGUAGAGGGAAAUACGGAGACAGAUCAAUGAAUGAUGGUCUCAUAUACCCUCAGACGGAGCACGUCUAUAUGUCCCUGUGGUCAGGCCGUGAUGAGUAUUUCCUGUGAGGUACAGCCCCCCAGAAUAGCACUCUGAAAUCACACCCCAUCACCAGAGAGCACAGGAAAUUACCCCUCUUAAAUGAAAUGUUGCAACCAUGCCUCAUUUCUUCAGCAACAAAAACAUAUGACAACAAUAUGAACCUAAGCCUUCUUUGAUGUGAAGUAAGAGUAUUACAGAGACUGCCUCCAUUGAUUGAGAGCACAUACUGUUACUGUCGUGUUUGUCUUUCAAGCAGCCAUCACUUCUUCCCUGCCUCCACACACAUGAAAAAAAAGCACCACGCAUAAAAAAAGCACGCACGCCACAUUUUGCAGGUUCUAUGUGGGACAAUAGCAUCACCUGCUGGGUGAAGUGUUUUUCUCGCUGUCUGUCUUGAGACGUGCAGUCAUACAUCUGUCCAGGGGAGGGCAGCCACGAGCCUUACACGAUACGUGGAGGCAACGCAUGGAAAUCAUUUUUUUUUCGCAAUUGCCUGAAAUCAAGCCCUCAAAACAGGCCGCAGCUCCAAUCCCUUUGGCAAACCAUUGUUUUCUCUGCUCCCAAAGUUAGUGAUGUUGAGAAACAGAUGAUGCUGUCUGAAAGCGGAAUCAGUUGAACUGAUUGACCACAGAGGCCUAGCACCAUCUGAGCGAAGCCAAGGCACGGCACCAAUCCUCUUUUAAACGAAUCAUGAACAACAACUACAACGAAAAUCUUAAAAGGAAAAUAUUUAAACAGCUCUUUAAAUAAUAACAAAAAAGAAAAAAACAUUGCCGACCAACAAUGAUUAAACAAAACAGUUAAACUAACCAUGAUGCUUGGAAAUAAACGUUGUUCUUUGCGGACAGUGUGUCCUAUCCCUGGGCGUUUAUAUAUUAUAGUCAACAGGCUUGCUUCUUGUUCUAUUUGUUCGUUUUCAACCCAGUACACCUUCCCUGCCCUCCAAAUAUGUAUUUACUCGCAUAGUAGCACACUGAGGUCUAUGGCAUGCCGUUUUCAGGCCCUGCUAGUAUGUGGGCUCUCUAUGUUUGCAUGUAUGUGUUUGGUUAUGACACCUAUUCUGUUACAUUAUAAUGGAAUA